Molecule: messenger RNA, 1386 nt
Organism: Peniophora sp. CBMAI 1063
Lineage: Eukaryota; Fungi; Basidiomycota; Agaricomycetes; Russulales; Peniophoraceae
Source: the annotation of a GenBank genome assembly
AUGCUCUGCCGCCCCUCGCUCGUGGGCGUGCCCCCAUCAUUUUUCAGUAACUCGAGCCGAGUGAGGUUCAUCACGGCCACGAGCACUAUCGGACGUCCCUCAAGAACUUACUUCGCCGGAACUUCAUGGUCAUUCGUAGUCCCACCUGCGGCGAGAGAGCGAGUACUGGGGCCGCGCACUGUCUCGUUUCGACAGCUGCGUCACGCCGCUCUUUCGGCGCAGGCCGCUGAUGUUGAUUCAUCCAACGAGCACUCGCAGCGCACGUCCACCGUCAUAGUUGGUCCGCUAGCCUCGGAUUUCGACGAAGCUCACCUCACAACCUCAUUUGCGACUUGUGGGGCGAUCCUCCGUGCUCAUAUCAACUGGCGUUACACCGAAGGCGAACUACUUGGUUACGGUUACGUGAAAUUUGAAGACCUUCAAUCAGUAGAGAGAGCGCUGGAGCUCGAUCAGUCGAUUGUUGGAGGACAGACGGUUCACGUUCGUGCGCUUGUUGUCGAGAUGAACGUCCUUGCAAUCAAGGGUCUUACACGGGCUGUCGAUGAAGCUCAUCUGCGAUCCUUGUUUGAGAAGCAUGGCGAUGUCACCUACGUCCGCAUCCGCAAGACGCCACCGUAUAAAGGACAGCGCGAGAAUAUCGCAUUCAUCCGAUUUUCGUCGCGACCAUCAGCACGCAGGGCUUUCCAAGCUCUUGACCGAACGACAAUUGACGGGGCGACCAUCUCCAUCAGUCGUUAUACGUCAGGGCAGAAGCACACCAUCUAUCUUGCUGCAAAGGGAGAGCCGCCUCUCACCAGGAUACGUGUUGAAGGCCUUCCCCCGCAAGUGCACGACGAUCGGCUCAAAAAAGAAUUCACACAAUUCGGAGAUAUCGACUUCGUACGCGUCUUGAGACCCUUCUCUGCGGACAGCGCAUUUGGUACAGGCAACUCGACUGGUCAGGGCUAUGUUCACUUUACCUCCACCGAAAGUGUUGACAAGGUGUUGGAGCUCAACGGUCGUCUCACCAUUGACGGACAAUCUAUCCGCAUCGAACGAGCUCCCGCGUUCGUGCCCGCUCACGAACCAAAUCUCCGAGUUCGCCCCGGACAGUAUCACCCGAACAGAGCUUGGGUCAGCGGACUCACACGCGACGUGAAUAACGCCCAACUCAGCAAGGAGUUCGAACGAUUUGGCCGAGUCUCUAGGGCUCUCGUACACAGGGAUCGUGCGUCAAACGACUCGCGUCGAUUUGGAUUCGUCACUUUUGAUUCGCCCGAGGCGUUGGAGGCGGCCUUGGAACAAGACGGCGAAAUGAAGAUCGAUGGGUUUACGAUCAAGAUUCGGAGAGCCGCCAUGCGCCAUAAACCCCCCAAUACUUCUCUCUACGAGCCUGGUCGGGCCUAA